Molecule: messenger RNA, 13166 nt
Organism: Musca domestica (house fly)
Lineage: Eukaryota; Metazoa; Arthropoda; Insecta; Diptera; Muscidae
Product: roundabout homolog 2-like
Exons: 24
Coding region: 3297-7796 (1499 amino acids)
Biological process (GO): axon guidance; cell-cell adhesion
Cellular component (GO): axon; plasma membrane
Molecular function (GO): protein binding
Source: RefSeq, a predicted model, not a curated record
AAUCACCAAACAGUACGAAGUUGAAAUUCUCACGCACAACGAAGUUGUUUGGUAAUUCGCUUUACAUUGGACCCAUUGAGAGAGGUAAGCAAUGAGAAUUUCUUUUCCAUGGAGUUGUUGUACUUCCUCCCUGACUUACAUGCCACGGCGAAUUUGUUUGUUGGUUGGUUGAUUGUUUGGUGUGGCACAUCUGUAGAUGUUGUGUGUGUUCGUCGUCGUGGUCGUUGGCUCCCUUGCGCAUUUAUGUUGUAUAGCUGGCUGAAUUCGCCGCCCAUUGGCUGCCUGCAUUUUGAAUCCAUCAGAUACACGACACCAUGGUGUAAUCAGUUUUGUUUCGUUAUUGUCCGGGUACGGUUGUAAUAAGCGCUUGCUAGGGCGAAUGUGCGACGGUUUUGAAUGCAUGAAAUGUAAAAGAAGCAAAAGAGAAUUCAAAUGAAAUGCAAAUUAAAAAUAAACAAAACAAAUUUAAGCGAAAUUAAAUCGAAAUUGGAAAUUUUAUACGUAAAAAAUAGAAUUUAUGAAAAUUCGUGAUUGUUGAGAGAAAACAAAACAGAAAAUAAGAUUUUGGAUAAAUAUCAUUAAAAAUUCUUUUGUGUCUAACAUUGAAAUCAACCCCAUAUUCCAACGUUGUAUGGAAUUUUUUUGUGUGAGGCAGGCGGCCGACACAUCUCUUAAAAGUGUAUUCCCGUGCUGAGGUGUUCGUCGUUCGAAGGCGACGACGACGUCGAGGAGGAGUAGCUGGAGAGGAAAGCAUCUAAUGUCUGUACGUUGGUAUAAUAUACAAAACAGCCUGACAGACGAAUAAGAGCUAGACUAUUGUCCUAUGCUCCAGAGUCCUAAUUUUCCGUAUACGUGUGUAGGUGUGUGCGUGCGUUUUCGUAUUUUCUGUGUGUAGAGAAUAGCACCUUAAAAAAGAAAGAAAAAUAAAUAAUAAAACAAAUAAUAAAGAGAACGAAAUAAAAACACAAAUACUGAAAUCAUAUUGGAAUAACUUCAUUUUGGAUUACAAAUACAAAAACAACAACAUUGAAACUCAUUGAUGCUCUAUAACCCUCUCAACAGGCUAUGUUCUAUGCCGGCCAAUCUUAAAAACCAUUAAAAAAAUCUUUUGAGUGCCAUUUUCAAAUGGGGAUUUUUUGAAAAACUAACGUUUUCCAAUAUUCCAAAACGAUAUCGAAUCAACAAUUACAACAACGACAACAACCUUUGAGUGCCAGUAUCACAUAAAAUUAAAGGAAAUCUAUGGGAUUUUCUCAACACCCACCCCAACCCCAUUAAUGGUCCAGGGUUCUUAAGAAGAAUAUCCAUUGAUAUUACAUUUGUGUUUAUGUGUUCGUGUGUGCAUGUGAGGAGAUCGCGCGUGUAUCUAUUUGCUAUGCAUUUUAACCCAAAAAUAAUUGUAUCUGCCUGAAAACGAAAUCCUAAUAAAAUCAUAUUGCAUUUAAGUGGUUGUAACGAAAAGGCAAAUAUUGAAAAUCAAUUUAUGUAUUUAACGAAAGGCCAAAAUUUUGAAAACAAAAUUGGAAAUUGUGCAUAUAAUACAACAACAACAAAAUAUCUCCUACUAAGCUCAAUUGGUGUUCGACUAAAUUAGAAUCAAUAACAAAUGGGAAUUUGUGAAGAAAUUUGAAGUGUACUUUUAAGCAAACAAAAAUUGAAAGAGAAUUGAGAAACAGCAGAUUUUUAAUGGAUCAAUCUACUACAAUUGGAUAAAGGAUUAAACAGAUUUAUCUUUACAAAAGAAACGGGACAGAACAAAAAAAGGAAAGCGUGUGCUGUUAUAUUAGCGUGACAUAAAUACACCAAACAGAAUCACCCAAAACAGGAGAACUUUUAAGUACUACCAAAUUUGAACACGUUCCUGAAAAACCCAAAACAACAAAAAUACAUACGAAAACGACUCUCUGGAAAACAUACUCAACGCAUUAUCAACGUGACAAUUUUUUAUUGCUUUGCAAAAAUCCAACAAACACUUAAACGUAUUUUUGGGUUGUAAAUAAUACAAGCAGCAGAGUUGAAAACAAAGAAAAAACACAUCUUUCUACAAAUAGAACAAUAUUAGUGUACUAAGCUCAUAACAUCAUCAAAUCGGAGUGAGAGGAAAGAAAGAAAAGAGGGAAAAACUAGCAGUUAUUUGUUCCUAUUGCAAGAGAACUCCUUGUGGAACACCUAAAUGCCAACUCUAGUUUCCGGGAGUAAUGCUGGGCAAGAAGUAGAAGGAACAAUAAAAAAUACCCAAGUGAUAAAUUGCUGCUGAACAUUACAAGACGCUCAUAAAAAGAACUUCACUUUAAGUUGUUGUGUGUUGCAUGUCCUUUGCGGGGAUAUAACAAGGACGGCAGAGGGCCAGGCGAAUUGCAAAAAUUUAAGACUUCCAUUUUUUGGGGGCAAAACACACGCCCAAACUGUGUACAGGAUACUCAAAACACGUCCGUCUACGCUCUCGCUCUCGUGGUAUAUUUAACACAUUUAAGUGUUCCCGUUUGUCGGUGUCGCGUGUAUCCCAAACAACUCGCUCGUAAUCGCGGUGUCGCAGACGUUGUCCUCAUUCUUCGUCUGUCCUACGUAUUUUCAAGUUGGACAGAAUUGAAACGACAUUGGUUGCAGACUGCAAUUCCUCCUUUCUUUUUGUGAAAUGUUAAGGAUCAAGUUGAAGGUUACAUUACCCCAAUAACAGCAACACCAACACCAACUGCAGCAGCACAGCAUUUUUCAAGACAUUGUACUUGACACUCAACAAGAACAACAACCACGUUAUAGUUUCCGCUUCCGUCGCUCCGAAACGAUAAAACUAAAAUUCCUUGGGACACAUUCGAAACUUGUUCUUGGAAAGAAAACAACAGCAACAACAGCAACACUGCCAGACUUUAAAAUAUACUAUAGCAUACUUCAUUUUCUUGUAUACGGGUUUAUAAAUGUUUGAUAUGAAUUGAGUGCAAAACUGACAUCACUCUGUGAAACAAAGCACAAGGACUGUAAAAAAAGAGGACAUAAAAAACAACACCAACAAUAGUAAAAAAUGCAAUUUCGUUUCGGUUAGUAAAAGUGGAAAGUCGCUCGUCGUCGGUUGCCAUUGCAUUUCUGUGAAAUUGCAAUAUCAGAACAAAGUUAUCAAACAAAAGAACAACACAUCAUAUCUUAAGAACAAAAACAACACAAAAUUCCCAUUAAAGUGUAAAAAAAAACAAACAAACAAACUUUAUGAAUUGUAUUCAUCCUUGCCGUGUGAAAUGUGGUAACAAAUUCCCCCCGUUGUAAAACAAACACCAACACAUCCACAUCAAUCCGAAAGAAAUAUGACACAAAUAAUGUCCAGUAGUUGCUGUACAACGAGCUGUGGACGACAGUUUCCACAAAUAGCUCACAAGGAUAUCACUAGCCAUUAUCUGCCCCAGCAACGUCAGCAUCAUCAGCACCACAAUCAGCAUCUGCAUCAUCGAAGUCUUUGGAGUCAUUUGUUUUAUACACGCCGAAGAAUGUCAUUGCAGCGUGUUGUUUACAACUUCGGCUAUUUACUGCUGUUAUUAUGCUCCAUUACAACGUUAUUACCCCAAGUUAAAGCUCAAUAUCAAUCACCCCGUAUUAUUGAACAUCCCACAGAUUUGGUGGUGAAAAAGAAUGAACCAGCCACACUGAAUUGUAAAGUUGAAGGCAAGCCCGAGCCCACGAUUGAAUGGUUUAAGGAUGGUGAACCCGUCAACACAAACGACAAGAAAUCCCAUCGUGUUCUUUUCAAAGAUGGUGCCCUCUUCUUCUAUCGCACGGUGCAGGGUAAAAAGGAACAGGACAGUGGUGUCUAUUGGUGUGUGGCCAAAAAUCAUGUUGGCAAAGCAGUCAGCCGUCAUGCCACUUUACAAAUAGCGGUUUUGCGUGAUGACUUUCGCCCACAGCCAAAGGAUACACGUGUGGCCAAAGGAGAAACAGCAUUGUUGGAAUGUGGGCCACCAAAAGGUAUUCCGGAGCCAACAUUAAUAUGGAUGAAGGAUGGCGUUCCUUUGGACGAUUUAAAGACGAAAUCUUAUGGAACCACGUCACGUAUACGCAUUGUCGAUGGUGGCAAUUUAUUGAUAAGCAACGUUGAACCAAUUGACGAAGGCAACUAUAAGUGUAUCGCUCAAAAUAUUGUCGGUACCCGAGAGUCCAGUUAUGCUAAACUAAUUGUAGAAGUUAAACCCUAUUUUAUGAAGAAACCCCAAGACUUAACCAUGCUGUCUGGCCAAACGGCAACCUUUCAUUGUUCUGUGGGUGGUGAUCCACCACCCAAGAUUUUGUGGAAAAAGGAGGAGGGUAAUAUACCAGUUUCCCGUGUCAGCAUACAACCGGAUGACAAAGGUUUAGAGAUUUUCAACAUUGUGCCCGAGGAUGAGGGCACCUAUGUGUGUGAGGCUCUCAAUUCGGUGGGUCAGAUUAGUGCCCGGGCCUCAUUGACUGUGCAUGCACCACCCACCUUUAUUGUCAAGCCCCAAGACAAAAAAGUCGGCCUGAAUGGUGUCGCCCUAUUCCCCUGUGUGGCCGAUGGCAAUCCACCACCUUCUGUGUUCUGGACCAAGGAGGGUUCCAGCACUCUUAUGUUUCCCAACAACUCAUAUGGACACUUGCAUGUUUCACUCGAAGGCACUCUCCAAAUCAACGGAGUACAAAAGGAUGAUGCUGGCUAUUAUGUCUGUUCGGCCUUUAGUGUUGUCGAUUCCACAACAAUUCGAGCAUUUUUACAGGUUACGUCUGUAGAUGAUACCCCACCGCCCAUCAUCCAAAUUGGUCCUUCAAAUCAAACUCUACCCAAGGGCAGUGUUGCCAUGUUACCGUGCCGUGCUUCAGGACAUCCAACACCACGCGUCAAGUGGUAUCGUGAUGGCACCACCCUACAAAGUGGUAAUCGUUAUACCAUUGUUCAGGGUGGUUCUCUUCGGAUUGAUGAUCUCCAACUAAGCGAUUCUGGCCUCUAUACCUGUACGGCCUCAUCGGAAAGUGGUGAAACCUCUUGGUCGGCAACGUUAACGGUGGAAAAGAGCAGUUCAUCAACAUUACAUCGUUCAGCAGAUCCCAGUACCUAUCCAGCACCGCCCGGCACCCCCAAAGCUUUGAAUGUUACCCAAAACAGCAUAUCAUUAAGAUGGUCCAGAAGUCAGGAGAAGCCACAGGCAACAAGUCCAAUUAUUGGUUACACAGUCGAAUAUUUCAGUUCCGAUUUACAAACUGGCUGGGUUGUGGCAGCUCACCGGGUACCAGAUCAACAAAUAACGAUUUCCGGUUUAAAGCCAGCAACAUCGUAUGUGUUUUUGGUACGUGCUGAAAAUUCGCAUGGAUUAUCGGUGCCAUCGGGCUUAUCGAAUGUGAUAAAAACUCUGGGCUCCGAAUCCGGCACGGUGCCGCCAAGUGAAAUAUCCGAAGCGCGUGCCGUAUUAAGUGGCAAGGUUGUUGAAUUAAUUGAUGCUGCAGCCAUUAACUCUACCGCCGUAAGAUUGGAUUGGGUUAUGCAUGUAAGCGUAACCGAGAAAUAUGUUGAGGGUCUAUAUAUACGCUAUCGUGAUGUUAGUGCCAACUCCCAGCAAUACAAUAUUCUGACCGUAUUGAAUCCUUCAAUUGAGUCACAUGUGGUUGGUAAUUUAAAGGAAUACACCAAAUAUGAAUUCUUUUUGGCGCCAUUCUUUCAAACUCUGGAGGGUCAGCCGAGCAAUUCGAAAAUUGUCCAGACCUAUGAAGAUGUACCCUCAGCACCACCUGACAACAUACAAAUUGGCAUGUAUAAUCUAACAGCUGGCUGGGUGAGAUGGUCCUCUCCGCCGCCCCAGCAUCACAAUGGCAUCUUGUUGGGCUACAAAAUUGAGGUAACAGCUGGCAAUACCUUGAAAGUUUUGGCCAACAUGACUUUGAAUGCCACCACCACAUCGGUGUUACUCAACAAUUUGACAACUGGUGCUACCUAUAAUGUACGCCUGAAUUCCUUUACCAAGGCUGGAGAGGGUCCCUACUCGUUACCGGUCUCAUUAUUCAUGGAUCCGGCCCACUUGGUGCAUCCGCCACGUGCCCAUCCUAGUGGCUCGCACAGCAGUGUAACUGGACACACCGGCGGUGUGGGAGGGGAAGGUGGUCAUUAUGCCUAUCAUCCCAAUGGGGUGGCCGGCAUGCCUGAUGAUGCGGCCACAACAACCACUCAACGCAAAUCAACAACGGUGGUCCAUGAAACCUGGUUUAUGGCACUUGUCAUAACAAUGCUAUUGGCCAUAUUAGUAUCAGCUGCAGCUGCAAUGCUAUUCUUCAAGAGGCGCCAUCAGCUAACAAAGGAACUGGGGCAUUUGAGUGUAGUCAGUGCCAAUGAGAUAACCGCCUUGAAUAUUAAUGGCAAGGAUAGUUUAUGGAUAGACCGCGGUUGGCGCACCACCGAUACCGACAAAGAUUCCGGCUUGAGCGAAACCAAAUUGCUUUCCAAUACAAAUAGCCAAUCGAAUUACAAUACAUCAGAUGGUGGCACAGAUUAUGCCGAAGUGGAUACAAGGAACAUGAGCACGUUCUACAAUUGUCGAAAGAGUCCUGAAAAUCCCACACCUUAUGCCACAACCAUGAUAAUUGGUGCCUCUUCCACGGAAACAACAUGCAUGAAGACAUCGGGCUCGAGCACAGAUCAAGAUUCAGGUACGCAUUCUCCAAAUUCGGAGGGUAUCAAUCCCCAUUGUGGUGGUCCCAAUGGUCCAGCUGGAAAACAUAAUUAUCAUCAAUAUCCACCAGAACAAAUUAAUUGGUCAGAAUUUUUGCCACCACCACCGGAACAUCCACCACCAGUACCCUCAUCGUGUGGCUAUACACCAGGGUCGCCACAGUCCUCGCGAAAAAGUUCGAAGAGCGGUGGAUCGGGGAUUUCAACGCAUCAAAGCGCCCUGAAUUCAUCCAUACACAGCAGCUCAUCGGGUGGCUUCUCCACCUGGGGCAUGGCUCCGCAGUGCGCCGCCUCGGCUGGUGCCCGCCCUCCACAGGAGAAUUACUACAACAAUCCCUUGCCAUGUGUGGGAAGUACCCAAAAUCGUUAUCAAAUAACUCCAACGGGACAGCAUCCUCCUCCUUUGCCUCCAUAUUUUCCGCCCGGAGCUGGUGGGACGGCACAGCUACCACCCCGCAAUAUACAUAUCCAUUAUCCAGCGCCCAGACAUGCAAUGAGUGAAUAUCAACCGACCGGUACGCACAACUCGAGAUGUUCGAAUGGAAGAGCCUGUACCAGCUGUGAUGCUUUAGCUUCACCCCUACAGCCCCUGCCUCCACCCGGUGAAGGUUGGUAUCAACCACUACAUACAUCUCACAUGCCACCAAAUUCCUCCGCACAUCAAAUCUAUCAAUGUUCCUCCGAAUGUUCAGAUCAUUCACGUACCUCCCAUACAAAUGUUCCCCACGGACAUCAUCAUUCCCAUGGCCAUGGUGGCCACAAUAAUCAUGGUCAUAGUCAUCAUGGUCAAACAACGCCUAAUGGUCAGGACACAAUGCGUUCGGAAAGCAGCACAGAAAAUGGUGGUAAAUCCAGUGGACAUCGAUGUCACAAUAAGUCACGAUUCCCCGAAAUCAUGGAGAAUGAUCAUCAAUUACCCAACAGUUCGGCGGGCUCCUGCACCUAUGAAGUGCUGGGCGAACCAAUGCGUAAUUGCAGCGAAUGUUGCAGUAGUUCACGGGAGGGUGAUACAUGCUCCUGCAGUGAAGGUUCCUGUUUAUAUGCCGAGGCCGGUGAACCAGGUAUGCCGGCAAAUAAUGGUGGAGGUGGUCCACCACCACCGCCAGCAAUUCCCGGUAAACUAAUGGCGCAAAACAAUUGAUAUGCCGCCUGUAUGUCGGCCGUAACGGCAGCAUCAACGGCCACCAUGGACAAUGGUGGCGGUCUGGUAACUGAUGUUGUCAUAUAUUUUUAGUGGCCCUUAAGUUUUUAGGAAAGUUAAAAAACAAUUUGUAAAAAAUUAAACCCCCUAACCAACUAAAACAACAGCCAGCAAACAAACAGGAACUGUAAGUGUAAAUUUUUGCGAAACCUCUAGUUGGUAAGCUUAGAUAUUUCAUAUUAUUAUGGAAUAGGUACACAUAAUACAACAUACCCUAUAAAUAGUUUAUUUUUCAAACGGAAAGCAAAUCGUAUUAGCAAUUCCCGUAACAAAAGAACAUAAUCAUUUGUAAAUUUGACAAGCAUUGAGAUUUUUUCGUAGCCAUCGAAUAGUAAAUUAUUUUAGUAAGAUAAGAUAAGGAAACAUAGACAUACACAUAUACACACACCCACAACCGAAAUUUUCGAAUGAAAUUGUCAAGGAAUGGUCCUAAAUUCUACAGCCAUUAACCACAAACCUCCACCUAAUGACAUUCAAACAAAAUUAAGGCAUUUAUAAAAUUAAAUAUUAUUUACUUUUUUAUUUUUUUCUUUUUCUAACAUUGGCGGGUCAGCCAGGCCACAAUGUGUAAAUGGCGUGUUUAUUGUGAAUUUUUCUUGUUGGGAAAGCCAAAAAAGAAGCAAAACCCCAAAAAAUGCAGUAACUCUUUUUAUAUUGUAAAUUUUUCCCUAAGAGCAUUCUCCAAGCCCAAUGUUUCGUAUUUGAAAUGCUUUUCCUUUUUUUUUUUGUUUUUCAUUUCUGUAUUCAAGGUUCGCUGCAUUUCCUGUUGGUGGUCUUUUGAAAAAUUACCCCCAUUUUAGCUAGGCUCCUUGCAACAAUUGCAUUUGGAAUUGUUAAAUAAUUUACCUGUGGCUGCAUUCGUUUUUCCACUUUUGGGUUGCCAUUUGUAAAAAAAGUUCGGAAUGUUUUGUGUCACGAUUCCCAUCCUUUGGGGGGUUUGUUGUUGUGUUAUGUUGAACUCAGGCAACUAUUGUGGGGGAACUAUUUUUCUUUGACGAUUUCUCUUUUUUGGUUUUUAUUUUGUCGUAUUUUUAUUUGCAUUAAAACGACAAUGUUAAUGGUUUUAAUUUAUGUUCAUUUAAAACAUAAUUUCAUAAUGAAAAUUGAAACGAAAGGCAAACAAUUUUAUGAUGCAAUUGGGAGCAUGCAAUGGCUUUUCAAUGGAAUUUUCGUACAACGUUUGAGGAAGUCAUAGGAAUGCUUAAUACCGAAGUUUUAAAAGAAAUAGUCUAGUCUUUAUCUUUCUAAACUUUAUCAAACAGUAACCUUUAGAUAUUUUCUUGGCAUAGUUUCCCUUCGAAUUUUAACAACUCCUGAAAAUUAGACGCAAUUUGUAGUUUAAAGCAGGAUCCAUUCAAAAAAAUCAAUUAUUAAAAAAAUAUGUCAUUGGGAAGUAUGUGAUUUAUAGACAAGUAUGUGAUGCACAGACAUUGAUUUUCACCUAGGAUAUUUCUUACUAAAAAUGGGAUGCAUCGUUCUACGUUUAGUUAUAGCUCCCAUUAAAAAGUAAUAUCUGAUUUUUUCUGCAAAAUUUUAUCCUUAAAUAAAAAAUGGCUUAUGUUUGACAGUGUGUAGCCUCUCCCAGUUGGUAGACUCGCAUGAAUGAAAAAGUUUCCAGUAUAGGUCUACUAUUAUGUAUGGGCCUAAUAUAGCCUUCCGAUUUAUGGUAUAUGGCAUUACCGGCUUUAAAACCACCCGUUCAGUAAAACCCAACGAGUCUGUAAGGAGAGACAAUCUCUUAAAAAAUGUUUUUUUCUGUAUUCCAUCUUGACAUGUAGCUUUCAAACUCCUUCUGAUAUUUGGUAUUUUGAAGAUUUCAAUCCGAUUUCUCUCUAAUAUCUUUGGCUAAGUGUACGAAAACUUCCCUUAAAAAAGGUAAAUGAGAUUUCAUGACCCAUCAUGCAUAUCAAUAGUUACUGAAUGUUCUAAUACAACACUUCUAACUUCAACACUUGGUGUAUUUUAUCAUUUUCCAUCCCUGGUUAUAUUAAACGAAAACAGUUAAUGAAACGUAGCAUACUUUCAGGCUCAUAACAUUUCAUCGGUACAGGGAUUCAUAACAUUUUGUUUUUUGGUAUUGAAUAACUUUUCUGUGGGUAGAGACAUUUUUAUAAGGUUUCUUCUUUUUGUUAUGUACCAACCUGGAAUUUUCGGUCAAUCAAAGAGCAUUGAAAUAUGCAUGCUAGUUACUGAGAAAUUCUAGCCCGUGAAACGCGCCAUGAAAUAUUGUGUCAAACUUUUUUGUUUAUGUUUACUUUCAAAUAUUCGAAUUUCCAUCAAAUUCUUUAUCGCUGUACGAAAUUUCAAAAUAUUCUCUUUUAUAUGAAAUCCAUAUUCAGAACUCAAAUUUUUGAGUGUUUCUCAUGGGAUACUUUGCGUGUGUUAAGUAUCCUUAUGAUUUUAUUAUGCCCUACACCUUGGAAAGAGCGUAUAUUAACUUUUGCCAUUCCGUUUGUAACAUCCCUAAAAUUUGUCGUAGGCCCCAUGAAGUAUAUAUAUUUAUAAUCAGCAUAAAAUUCUAAGUCGAUUUAACGAUGUGCGUCUGUAUGUCCGCCUGUCUGUUGAAAUCACUUUAAGGCCCACAUUAUUUGACGUAAAGCGUCAAAAUUUAGCAGAAGAAUUUGUAUUGUGUCUUGGAUGGUUGGAAUUGAAAAUGAGAUCAAUUGGUCCACGUUUUGGUAUAGUACCCAUAUAACGGUACCUCCCGAUAUUUUGAUGAUUUUUGCCAUAUAUUUUCACGGAUUUGUCUGAAAUUUGGUAUUUGUAGGUCAUAAUGGGUCCUAGUUCGUUUUGGUAUAGCUCCCAUAUAACGGUACCUCGCGAUAUUCGGUAUUUUGAUGAUAUUUGCCACAUUUCUUCGCGGAUUUGUCUAAAAAUUGGUAUUAGUGGGUCCUAAGGGGUUCUAGCUCCGUUGGCGAAACAUUGUAUGCAUAGGUCCACGUUUUUGUAUAGCCCCAUAUAGCGGUACAUUGUGGGUCAUAAUAGGUUCUAAUAUUUCCUUUACCCUAAGGUGGAGGGCAUUAAAAGUUCGGCCCGGUAGUACUAAUUUUUUUUACUGUUUUCUUAUGGCCUUUACCAGACAUAGAGGGGUAUAUUAAGUUUGUCGUUCCAUUUGUAACUCCUUGAAAAAAUGAUUUUAGACCCCACAAAGUAUAUACAUUCUUGAUCAGCAUAAUAUUCUUACUCGAUUUUGCUGUGUCCACCCAACAUUGCAAAAAUCUUUACAUAUGAGCUCAAGUUUUGUUGUAGACGCGAUAUUCGGUAUUUUGAUGAUUGCAUACUUUUCACCGGAAUUGUUUCAAAUUUGCUAUGUGUUGUUUGCAAUGGUUAUAACCUCCUAUGACAGAAAAUUGCUUGAACAGGUUCAUGUCUACGUAUAGCUCCCAUAUAUAAUUGUAUCUAAAGAUAUUCCGUAUUUUGAUUAUUUAUAUUGCACUUUUCACAGGAAUUGUUUCAAAUUUGGUAUUUGAUCUUCGCAAUGGGUACCUCUUCCUACGACAGAAAAUUAUAUAUCUAGGUCCACAUCUUCGUAUAUCCCCCAUAUCUUCCGAUAUUUGAUAUUUUGCCGAUUUUAGAAACCUUUUUCAACGGAAUCAUCUCAAAAUUGGUAUUUGGAAUCUACAAUAAGUACAGAAAAUUUACCAUACAGGUCUACGUUUUCGUAUAGCUCCAUUGUGUCUGUACCAUCCGAUAUUCGAUAUUUUAAUAAUUUCAUAGGCCAUUCUAGAAUUUUUGAAAUUUUGCAAGUUCCUUCCGUAUUGUGGAGGGUAUUAAAAGAUCGGCCGACCUUAGUUGUUUACUUAUUUAUUCGACCCGACUUUUUCACCGAAACCUAUUUCUCCAUUACCAGGUCAUGGAAGGGACUCAAUUCCUCCCUUAUGCUUUGUUUCUUAGGAUAAUCUCAACUUUAUUACUCCUACUUAAAAAGAAAUAUAAUUGCGUACCCUCCAAGAUGUAGCUUAAUACAGUGACUGACACUUCAAGAGUAUUCCUGACGAUUUCAUUUCUGAGUGACCAAAAGUACGGACACUAACUCAGUCACUGUGGAGAUAUCACUUUCUGUCAUUAAAGAAAGCCAAAAUUGGUGGGCAGAAAACAAAUACCUCCGCAAGGAAGGGUUUAGUUAUUCACGACGGAUCCAAGACUUAAGCAUACUUCAAGAGGAGUAUAAAGGGAGGAGAUUAGGAAAGCCAAAAUUCGCGGACAGAAAGCAAAUACCUCCGCAAGAAAGGAUUUGUUUAGACACGACGGAUCCAAGACUUAAGCAUACUUACAGGGGAUUUUUGAGGGAUUAAUUUUCAAGUGACGCAGGAGCUUUGGACACAUCUUGGCCUUGCCAAGGCAUGGUGGCGCACAGAAAACAAAUACCUCGGCAAGGAAGGAUUUGUUUAGACACGACGGAUCCAAGACUUAAGAAUACUUCAAGAAGAGUUUUGAGGGAUUCAUUUUGACGUAGGAGCUUUGGACACAUUUAGGCCCUGCCAAGGAAUGGUGGACCAAAGAGUUAUGAAUAAAUUAAAGGUGUUCACAACGUGAAUUUGUGGAAGCACCAAGAAUUACGAAUAUUUUAAGGGCUUGUUUAGAAACCGGGGAUCCCAACACCGGCGUUACCAAUACUGAGAAGAAUUCCAAAUUUUCGAAGGAACCAAGAGCCUCAUAUACUUCGUGGGGAUUUCUAAAUUGACAAUUUCCGAAAGAAAAGAGUUUGAAAAAAACACGAAGGACCUAUUAAUUAAAAUUUCAAGGAAAUAUGAGUUAGGUUAGGAUAAAGGCUGCGUGUUUGUGCAAACAACCACUUUACUCGGUGACCUAUUGCUCCAUUAUGAGUUACUGAUAUUUCAAAACUUUGCCAAUACUAUGACACCAAAGUCCAGGCACUUCAGGACUUAAGUAUCAUUAAUUCUAAUUAACAUUACUUUCAUCCUUCUCUUUGGUAUAAUUGUAUUUCACAAUUUUGUUUGAAUGUUAUCAAAGUUGUUUUGUGGUAAUUUUAAAAUUUCCUUUCCCUCCAUCUACAAAACUGUUGCAUCUAACUGUGCCAUAACAUAAACACGAAUUUCAUAAGAAAAUCAAGGACAACAAAAUUCUGACAUUUGAAGAGAAACGAAAUAAAAUGAACACACUAGCAAAAACAAAAAUAAAACGUGUAAAUUUAUAGGAAAACAGAAAAGCCAUUUCCCCCAGGUGAACAAAAACAAAUGGAAACUCAACAAAACUGAACUGUGUUUUUUAAAAAAAAUAUAUAUAAAAUUUAAAUGAAUACAAGUUGUAAUGCUAACUAAUUACAAUAAUAAAAAAUUAAACAAACUA